AGCCCAAAACUAAACAUUAAAUAAAUUAUACCAAAGUGUUAGAAUGAUAGUAUGUUAUGAUAUAUUUUCUUUGCUCUACCAGCAUCACCUUCUCGUAUACCAGAGAGGUGUCCUGAACAAGCCACCCACUGUCAACCGGAGAAUUGCUCAGAUCGGGUACCUGCCACAGGUCGUGAGCCGCCGACGAGGAGAUAUAACUGCAGAUGCGAUAAACGCUGCAGUCUAUAUGGCGACUGUUGUGUCGACUACUGGGAUCACUGCGUCAACGAGACGGCUCCUCCAGUGACGAGAUCAGAGUACAUCCCUUUCUUUGAAUGCAUCACUCUAUUGGCGCCCUUUAAAAAAGCCUUAGAGAGUUAUUUUGCUGUUGCAAGAUGUCCUCCCGACUGGCCUCAAGAUGACAUUCGACAGAACUGCGAGGACGAGACACUAGCGAUGUCUCAGAAACUACUGACAUUUCCUGUCACCGGUCCAGACGAGAUAGUCUUCAAGAACGUGUUCUGUACGAUUUGCCAUCACAUACCAGUAUAUCAGCUCGUACCGUGGUCUAUCAGGCUGUGGGACUGUAAAGAUUCAUAUUCGAUGGCCUCGUGUUUUGAGUUUAAAUUAUAUCCUCCACCAUCUCUUAGCAGUGAUUUGCAUCUCUGUUAUACAGACAUUGUCGAUACUUGCCCGCCGAACACUACAGAAUCCCAAAGCACUUUUUGUCAGAAUCAUACCUCUUUAGUUUUUGACAUCGAAGGGGGUCCAGCCUACAAAAAUGUCUACUGUUCACAUUGUCACGGCCUUUCCCAUAGAAAUCUCAAAUGCAAAUUAUUUGGACAAAACCGUCUGGAUCCCCAGUUUUCGAUUCUUCUUCUGUUUGAUUUCACAGAGAGAAGGGUUGUUUCCGAUAUUUCGGGGGAGAGUUUAGGAGACUGCAGCCAAUGGCAGAUAUAUGAUCCAUUCCAAGAUGGAUGCAGAAACCUUAGUUGUCCAGUCGGUAUGACGAUUCAAUCUGGCCGGUGUGUAGAAGCCUUGCUCCCCCGCAGUGCUUGGACCGACGGUAUCACUGGUGACUGUUUCCAACAAUUACUUUCCUCCGGAGGAAUCGCAAACUACACGAGGGAUAACUUUACAACACUUGUGAAGGUUUCCCAGCAAAGCGGUGUGAUGAGCGAGCAGUAUUACGUGAGGCAACAUUUUUCUGUAGCGAAGCGCGUUCAAGACGCUCUCAACAGCUUUGCCGAUGAUGUGUCGACUUCUUAUCCGUGCAAUUCAACCAGACUGAUUCUUGUAGUCUCAUCUCAAGCCAACACCAAGUCAAAGUUUCCUAUCUGCCAAGGCUUCACCCUGCAUGGCGUCCAACUCGGUGAUAUCGACCUCAAUAAUGAUCUCUACGUCACAAAAGAUGGACAUGAGUACAGUGGGUUAGACUUCAUGCACGUUACAGUCUAUGAGUUCGUAUCUGGUAAUGGCAGUAGUAGUAAGGAAACGUACCUCAGGCUGUGUGACCCAUUUGUAGACAAAAAAUGUCCGGUUCUAUCUUUCAACAGAAGUGAGUUUCUUGUUGAAAAGGCUGAUGAUGAUGAUGAUGUCUUUGCUCAUAAGGCUUCUGGGCAGACAUUCCAAGCUGAUGACGUCUGGCAGUUGCCUGAUGGUUCUCUUCGAGUCUGUAACUUUCUCUCUCCAAUCACCCCGGAUAAUUAUCCAGCUUGGAUGACAACUCUGUCAGAUUUCAGUUUUGCAGGUAGUGGGCUUUCUCUCGUCUGCUUGAUCCUAGCCUUUGCCACUUAUGUUGUGUUCCCGGCUGUGCGAAAUCAGCCUGGAAAAAUCAUCAUGAAUCUGAUGGUGGCGCUAAUUCUGGCCCAAGUCUCCCUAAUGAUUGGCAAGAUGUCCACACACUGGCUGUGCGUCUUGAGGGCAACAAGUCUGCAUUUCUCCUGGCUUGCCACCUUUUCGUGGAUGAGUGUCUUGGCUACUGACUUGGCACUAAACAUCCAGUCCAAAACGGUGCCACGACGGCGAGAUGAAUCAAACAAUUCUAAGGUCUUGAAGCUCGGUCUAGUUGCCUGGGGUCUCCCCGCUGUCUUUGUAUCUGUCUGCUUCUUGGUAUCUAAGAUGGGUCCGCAUCAGUCCCGGGUGUGGCUUGAGUACGGUGGAAGCAGCUGUUGGAUCGCGGACCCUCUGCAUUCCUUGUUUGUCUUCGGUAUUCCUGUUGCUGUGCUUCUAACGGUCAACUGCGUGCUGCUUGCAUAUAUGAUCUAUGCCGUCUUGUCAAAUCGCAAGAGACUGGUUGCUCUACAGAUGGCAAGAAGUGCAAGAAACGAUCUGCUGUUGUGUUCCAAGCUCGUGAUGGUGACUGGGGCGACCUGGUCGCUUUUGUUUGCCGCCAAUGUAGCCAAGAGCGCAGAAUUCUGGUACGUCGCAGUCUUGGUCAACUCCCUGCAGGGCGCCCUCAUCGGCCUGAUGUUCCUACUGAAGGGCAGCGUGAGAAGACUGUGGCAGGAAAAACUACAGAAUUACUGGAGUAAACACUGCGUCUGUUGCCGCUCUCGCAAACCCGGGGAAUCAAGUCGGCCAACAUCAGCGACGUCUCGAGAUCAACCAGCUACGUCAAGUGGUAGGCGUCUACGAUCCAACAUCGUAGUUCCACUAAAUGUCCAUGAUCAGGUAAAUGGCAAUGUUGAUUUGCUGGCAUCCUCCACUAAUCCAGGCAACCGAGAUUAGAAACAACAGUUUAAGUUAAAGCAGUGUACAUGGGCGUCACCAGGAUUUUUUCUAGGGGGGAAGCACAUUUCCCCAAAACAUCCUUGUUCUUUCUCUUGCAUGUUCUCAAUUUACCAUUUUUUCGAGG
Molecule: messenger RNA, 2836 nt
Organism: Patiria miniata (bat star)
Lineage: Eukaryota; Metazoa; Echinodermata; Asteroidea; Valvatida; Asterinidae
Exons: 2
Coding region: 436-2709 (757 amino acids)
Biological process (GO): G protein-coupled receptor signaling pathway; cell surface receptor signaling pathway
Cellular component (GO): membrane
Molecular function (GO): G protein-coupled receptor activity
Source: RefSeq, a predicted model, not a curated record